Molecule: messenger RNA, 213 nt
Organism: Miscanthus lutarioriparius
Lineage: Eukaryota; Viridiplantae; Streptophyta; Magnoliopsida; Poales; Poaceae
Source: the annotation of a GenBank genome assembly
AUGGUUAAGCUUGCGGAGCAGGCUGAGAGUAUCAAGAGCAUGGCGAAGCUGACUAAGACAGUUGAUUCUGAGGAGCUUACUGUGGAGCAGCGCAACCUUCUGUCAGUUGUCCACAAGAAUGUCAUUGGAGCCCAACGUGCCUCUUGGCGCAUCAUAUCGUCCGUUGAGCAGAAGGAAGAAGGCCAUGGCAAUGAGGACCGCGUCAUCAUAUAG